AUGAUAAAAAUUGUAAGAGCUAUCGAUCCCCGUCUAAAGUAUUACGAGCAAUGUACAGCUGAAGCUGAGCUGAAACUUCAUCAGUUCAAAACGGCCGCGGAGACAGAAGUCGUCUCCAAUUCACCUUUGACCUCCUCUGACCUGCUUGGGCUGACCUUGAUGUCUGGAAUGACCCUAAACCAGUCUUUGAUCAUGGUUAAGGGCAGUAUGGCCGCUGCUAGGUCGAAGACCAUGGAUAUGGCUGCUAUGCGUUUGGAUGGGGCCGCUGUGGUGGCGGAUAUGGGCGCGUUCCUACGCCAGAUGAACUUUAGCGCCAAUGCCUUCGAUGACAUCAUAGGAGAAGUUAGCACCAUCGCCCCGUCACCACCAGACACUGAUGGCUUGCAGACCGACUUGGCUGACCUGAACACCAUUCUUACAAAUCUCACUCGUUAUAAUGAUCAGCUGGACACCGACGUGUAUCUCCAUGCCAACAACAUCACACACCUGCAGAUGCAUGUUACCAUGGCUAUCGAGACUACAACAAAUGUGCAGAGAAAGUUGCUCGAGAUGCUACUUAGCCUUAACACCACUUCCAUCACAGAAUCCAUGUUACGAGAACUUACUACAUCACUCCAAGAAAGUAUCAACGCCAUAACCGGCACGCUGUAUUUACUGGAUGGACCUAGGAGAGGAAUGAUCGUCAAGCAAAUAAACGCCAAUCUCGAUUGGUAUUGGACUCUUCUUAAACAGUCUGGACCCGGGAUCACAACAGAUGAAUUAAACAAACAGGCAAGCAAACUGACUGUGUCCGCUUUGAGCCUAACCGCCAUUGUCAUGGAUGACGUGGACGCCAAACAGGUAAUAGCCGUCGGGGAUCUUACCAACAGCCUGACGCAGCUCACAGUGAACACCAUUUUCCUCACGGAUGCGGAAAUGAAGAGUGAAAUGAUGACCGGUGAGGGCGUUAUGAUGGAUGUCAAGAUCCUGGUCAGUAAUCUCACCGUGAUUCUUGCUGAAGUCUCCACCAUCAUCCACUCACCACACAGCAUGAGUGCCACUGACAUCAUGGAGCUGAACACCUUGGUGAUGGAGAUGACCGUUAUGACCUCUGACCUCGAAGGCAUCGUGCAGGAGGCUAACAAGUACAUAGUAGGCCGACAAAUGACUGGUGAGGAUACUAUGACCAAGGUUAAGUACGUUGCGACGUAUGUGUUUCAGAUGAACAUAAUGGGAUUGGUGGUGUUUAGCAUCGUCUUUGGCAUUGGGCUUGGACGAAUCAGUGGUACUGAGGAAGGACGGGUUCUUACUGCAUUCUUCUCGGGUACUAAUACGGUCGUCAUGAAGCUUGUGCAGGUACUCAUGUGGUACGCCCCUUUUGGUAUCUUCUUCCUGAUCGUUGGCAGUAUGGCUGAGGUAGAUGACUGGGGUACUAUCCUAUCCCAGCUAGGUCUGUAUAUAGCCACCAUUCUGGCUGGUCUUGCCAUCCAUGGCUUGAUCGUUCUACCAGGUCUCUACAUCAUUAUCACACGCAAGAAUCCCUUCAAGUAUCUGCUCAGAUUAUCCCAUGCACUGGUGACGGCUUUAGGGACUUCCUCUAGUUCAGCAACGCUUCCUGUCACUACAAGAUGCUUGGAAGAAAAGAACAAGGUAGACAGCCGAGUGGUUCGCUUUAUGCUUCCAGUGGGGGCGACAAUCAACAUGGAUGGUACCGCCCUCUACGAGGCAGUGGCUGCCAUCUUCAUUGCUCAAAUGAAUAAUGUGUCGCUGAACGUAGCCCAGAUAAUAACCGUCAGCUUGACAGCAACCUUUGCCAGUAUUGGCGCAGCUGGUAUCCCGCAGGCCGGGCUGGUAACCAUGGUUAUCGUUCUGAGCGCCGUUGGCUUGCCAACAGAUGACAUAGCACUGAUCCUUGCGGUGGACUUUAUACUGGAUCGAAUUCGAACCAUGAUAAAUGUUGAGGGUGACUCAAUCGGAGCUGGGAUCGUAGCACACCUCUCUAGACACGAUCUGGCUCAAGAUGACGAGAGACAACAAGACGUUGAAGGCAACUUGGUAUUUGGGAACGGGCAUGCCAUGAAUGGGGACGGGGUCGCAGGUGUGGACGCUACCAAUCAAGCAUUUAUCGUACCUACUCUCUAUGAACAAACUAAUAUGUAAACGUCUGAAAUAAGAAUGAUUGUAAUAGGGUUUUAUUGAGGUUUUGUUGAAACGGUUUGGUCUGAAUACUGUGGGUAAUUCUAUAAAUUCGGGGUCCAAUUUUUUGGUGUCCCUGUUACAUCUAACAUCAGAUUUUGUAAAUUCAGAACACAUUUUUUCAUGCCUUCUACCUCCAAGAGUGAUUAUGUAAUGCAAAUUACCUGCUUAACAAUUUAAAAUAGUUUGAGGUCAAUUUCAAUGAUAUUUUCAUGCCAAAUUACACACAUGUCGGGUGUAACAGGGACGCCAGAAUGUCCCACUUUUGUACCCCAAAUUUAUAGAAUGACCCUAUGCUGCACCCAUGCCCAACCCAACCUUACUGAAAUCAAGACCUCAUUUAUUGUCCAGCCCAGCCCAGCCCACCCAGCCCAACCUUACUCAACUAAACACAACUUUCUCAUAUAACCGCACGCCGUAAAGUUCAAACGAUAUAACAUGACUUGGUGAGGGUAUGGGCAUAAUAUUUUAAGUUUGUCCGUGUUUGUGGGAUGUCUAUCCUAUAUUGUUAUACCUCUGUCUUGAAUACUGUAUCUUCAUUGGCCUAGAACGAUCAUGUGUUAAGUUUAUAAAAAGU
Messenger RNA from Patiria miniata (bat star), 2752 nucleotides. Its product is annotated as proton/sodium-glutamate symport protein-like. The record is from RefSeq and is a predicted model, not a curated record. The coding region runs from base 1 to 2139 and encodes 712 amino acids. Gene Ontology annotation, cellular component: plasma membrane. The transcript is spliced from 8 exons. Gene Ontology annotation, molecular function: glutamate:sodium symporter activity; L-glutamate transmembrane transporter activity; neutral L-amino acid transmembrane transporter activity. Gene Ontology annotation, biological process: L-glutamate transmembrane transport. Lineage: Eukaryota; Metazoa; Echinodermata; Asteroidea; Valvatida; Asterinidae.